Molecule: messenger RNA, 1349 nt
Organism: Cucumis sativus (cucumber)
Lineage: Eukaryota; Viridiplantae; Streptophyta; Magnoliopsida; Cucurbitales; Cucurbitaceae
Product: nuclear nucleic acid-binding protein C1D
Exons: 6
Coding region: 265-900 (211 amino acids)
Biological process (GO): regulation of gene expression; maturation of 5.8S rRNA
Cellular component (GO): exosome (RNase complex); nucleolus
Molecular function (GO): RNA binding; DNA binding
Source: RefSeq, a predicted model, not a curated record
GAUAAUUAAAUAGCUUCAUAAUUAAAGGAAGCAAAAAAAACUCCACACACUGAGAUCGGAAGAACAUCGGCCCAAACUGCCGCCGUAAACUUCUCUAGUUCGAACCCAAAAGCCCUAACCGUCCGUUUUCCCCUCUACGAUUAUCAACCACCACGGUCUGAGCUUCUCUCCGCCGUCACCAUAUCAUUCUAAGGAUUUGAAUCUCGUAUCUUCGCUAUCUCUUUGUCCCCCUGAUAGAGACGGAGUUCAAAAUUGGGGUCAAAUAUGGAGGGAGGUGUUCGAGAUUUCGCUGUUGUGCCGGAGAAAGUGAUGGAUUCAGUGAAGACGACAUUGGACAAUGUAGAACAAGUCCAAACUCACCUUAUUUCCUUCUUGUCUAUCGCCGAGCCUGACGUCCUUGCUCAAAUGCAGCCUCUCCAACGGGCUCAGUCUAUGCUUUUGCUUGCUAGAGUCACUACCACUCUCUUCGCAUUGAAGUUGAGGUGUAGCGGAGUUCAUCUUGAUGAUCAUCCUAUCAAAUCAGAGCUUGAGAGAUUAAGCUUGUAUCAAGACAAACUAGAACGGUUCAUAGGCUUGAGUAAAGCGCCAUUGAAGCGUUCUACUACCUUGAACUAUCAAGCAGCUACUCGCUUUAUUGAACAUUCUCUGCCUGAUCUAACUCAAGAGCAAAAGCUGAGUAUGAGGGAUAUCAGUAGAGGAAAGGGGCAAAAAAUGAAGCAAUUAGAGAGGAACGUACAGAAGAAGAGGAAGUAUCAGUCUUCUGAAAAACAAUCUGUUCAAACUGCUGCUAAGGAAUUUCUUGAGAAAGCAGCGCGUGAGCUUCUUGGUGAUUGUAAUGGAGGUUUGCAGGGUCCAUUGUGUGGGGAUGCUUUAGAUGAUGAUGCCCUGCAGGAGGAUUGAAUCCUGGAUUUCACUUUGGAGUAUGAAAACCAGACUCUCUUGUGCCCUUAAUUAUCCCAACUCUCGAAGAAUUGGUCCAUUUUGAAGUUGGAUUUGGACGUCUGUUUUUCCCUUUUUUCCCCUUCUCCUAGUUUCUCCUUAGGACAUUAAAUCGUUUUUCCUUCACUCUGUUUAGAAGUCUUUAUAUAUAUGUGUGCAUUUUGGAGUUUCAAUCCCAUCAUAAGUUACUAUUAGGACAUUAAAUCGUUUUUUGUUUUCUUAAUAGUGUGAUCAUAUGAACAAUACAUGAUCUUGAUCAAAGGAGUCUGUGCUUUUUACAUGUAAAGUAGCCUACUUCGGUAGCUGACUUUCUAGUGUUUUUUGGGUCUGUAUAUCAGUCAUCCUCUUGAUACUCGAAUUAGCCCUUUUUGCCAUAAACUAAUAAUAGUAUGUUCAUUUUGAUACCGCUA